This is a messenger RNA of Sciurus carolinensis (gray squirrel), 684 nucleotides long. RefSeq names its product isopentenyl-diphosphate delta-isomerase 2-like. Gene Ontology annotation, molecular function: isopentenyl-diphosphate delta-isomerase activity. NCBI's taxonomy places the organism in Eukaryota, Metazoa, Chordata, Mammalia, Rodentia, Sciuridae. The coding region runs from base 1 to 684 and encodes 227 amino acids. The record is from RefSeq and is a predicted model, not a curated record. The transcript has 4 exons. Gene Ontology annotation, biological process: isoprenoid biosynthetic process; isopentenyl diphosphate biosynthetic process. Gene Ontology annotation, cellular component: cytoplasm.
AUGUCUGAAGUCAAUCUCGACUGGAUCAGCGAACAUCAGCUACGACGCCUAGAUGAAAUGCUCAUUGUCGUUGAUGAAGAUGAUAAGGUCAUUGGUGUGGACACCAAGAGGAACUGCCAUUUGAAUGAGAACAUCGAGAAAGGGCUGCUGCACCGAGCCUUCAGCGUGGUUUUGUUCAACACGGAGAAGAAAGUCCUGAUCCAGAAGCGAUCAGACACCAAGCUUACUUUUCCUGGGCAUUUUUCCGACUCCUGUUCUAGUCACCCGUUAUACAACUCUACCGAAAUGGAGGAAAAGGACGCCUUGGGAGUGAGGAGGGCCGCCCUGAGACGCCUGCAGGCUGAGCUGGGGAUUCCCCCGGAGCAGCUUUCUGUAGAGGACAUAGUGUUUAUGACAAGAUAUCAUUACAAGGCGAAAUCAGAUCAAAUUUGGGGAGAACAUGAGGUCUGCUACCUUCUGCUGGUGAAGAAGAACUUGACAAUCACUCCGGAUCCCAGUGAACUUGACAGCUACCGCUACCUGGCCCAGGAGGAACUGGAAGGGCUCCUGGACGAGGCAGCCAGGGGCCAAGCGAGAGUCACGCCCUGGCUGAGAAUCAUUGCAGAGAGGUUCCUGUUUAAGUGGUGGCCUUACUUGGAUGAGGUGACCCAGUUUGUGGAGCAUCACAAGAUCCACAGAGUGUGA